Messenger RNA from Toxotes jaculatrix (banded archerfish), 1275 nucleotides. RefSeq names its product XK, Kell blood group complex subunit-related family, member 8, tandem duplicate 3 (gene xkr8.3). Bases 10 to 1275 code for a protein of 421 amino acids. The record is from RefSeq and is a predicted model, not a curated record. Gene Ontology annotation, cellular component: plasma membrane. Lineage: Eukaryota; Metazoa; Chordata; Actinopteri; Toxotidae. The transcript has 3 exons. Gene Ontology annotation, biological process: apoptotic process involved in development; engulfment of apoptotic cell; phosphatidylserine exposure on apoptotic cell surface.
GGCUCGGUCAUGGAGCGCUCUUCUUUUUCUAAAUAUUCCUGGAUCGACUUUGUCUUCUCCGUGAUCGGAGUGUGCACUUUCCUUGUGGACUGGGGCUCGGACGUAUGGGUGGCCACGGAGUUUUACUUCCGCGGGGACUUUUUCUGGUUCGGGGUGCUGGUCGGCCUCAUGGUCCUGUCCUCUGUCGUGGUCCAAAUGUUCAGCUGGUUCUGGUUCAAGUACGACCGAGAGCUGCCGGGGUUCUGCACUCAGAUCGGAGCUGGAACCAUACUCUUUGGGAAUAAAGUGAAGCUCUCCUGCCUGUUGCAUGUGCUGCAGCUGGGUUUCUUUUGCAGGCACAUCUCUGCCAUACGCCAAGGCUUCAGGGUUUGGUGGCGGAAACAGGAAGGGUCAGAGUACGCUGUUUACUUGACACAUGACCUCAGCAUGCUCCGACUCAUUGAGACGUUCUGUGAGAGUGCUCCUCAGCUGACCCUGAUGAUCUAUGUCAUGCUGCGCACCAACAAGGCCAGGAUUGUUCAGUUUGUGAGCAUUGCUGCCUCGACCACCUCCAUAGCCUGGAUGGUGGUUGAUUAUCACCGGUCUCUGCGCUCCUUCCUCCCAGACAAAGCCAAGCAGACCUGUGGUUCCUCUUUGAUCUACUUCCUGUGGAACCUGCUGCUAAUCGCUCCACGUGUGGCAGCCCUCGCCCUGUUUGCUUCGGUCCUGCCCGAGCUGAUCGCUGUCCACUUUCUCAUGCUUUGGCUUGUCUUUGUUUCAUGGGUGUGGCAACAGAAGACAUACUUCAUGGACAGCGUGGGUGGUGAGUGGCUCUACCGGGCCACUGUAGGACUCAUUUGGUACUUCAGCUGGUUUAACGUAGCAGAGGGUCAGACUCGUGGCAGGAGCCUCAUCUACCAUUCCUUCAUCACCACUGAUGGAGGAAUCCUGCUGGUGACCUGGUGGUGUUACAGGGACCCUGUCCAGAGUGAGUCAUAUGCCCUCGCUCUGAUAAUUGCUCUACCUCUCACCUAUCUCCUGGGCCUUCUCUUCAAAGCGCUCUACUACUGCUGCUUUCACCCCAAACUGUGGAGACCCCCGAUGAGGGACCCAGGACUGCCUGUUGAUCUGCCUGAUGCAGAAGUGUCCUUUAGAGACGUUUCCAUCCAGGACGGCACACCGUCCUCCCAGCUUCUCAACAAACGAAUGGCCUAUCAUUCUGCUCGUUUUUACUCCGAGCAGAGAGCCAAUAGGAAGACUGAUAACACAAACAGAGCAGAGUUAUCACUUCUGUGA